Aethalodelphis obliquidens (Pacific white-sided dolphin) is the source of this 1158-nucleotide messenger RNA. It is a transcript of the gene SYT8, whose product is annotated as synaptotagmin 8. NCBI's taxonomy places the organism in Eukaryota, Metazoa, Chordata, Mammalia, Artiodactyla, Delphinidae. Gene Ontology annotation, cellular component: exocytic vesicle; axon; dense core granule. Gene Ontology annotation, molecular function: clathrin binding; phosphatidylserine binding; calcium ion binding. The record is from RefSeq and is a predicted model, not a curated record. Gene Ontology annotation, biological process: synaptic vesicle endocytosis; calcium ion-regulated exocytosis of neurotransmitter.
AUGAGUCGCCCCCCAGGCCCCCACAGCGCCCGGGCCCCGGUGGGCUCCACGGCUCUCCCCGGGCGCAUUCCGGACCUGGUCGCCCAGAUCCCCUGGCUCCGCUGGGCGCUCAUAGCCGCUGCGGUCGUGGCUGGCGUCCUCGUUGUUUCCUGCCUGCUCUGUGCCAUCUGCUGCUGCUGCCGCGGCCGCCACAGGAAGGAGCCCAGAGACGAGGAGGCCGUGGGCCUGGGCAGUGCCCGCAGCACCAUCAACACGCACCUGGUGCAGCCAGAUGUGGAUAAGGAGGAGCCUGGCCCUGGGGGGCCCCAGCAGUGGGAGUGCCUGCAGCUGUCCGUGGAGUACGACUUUGGAAGCCAGGAGAUCAAGGUGGGCCUCAGGCAGGCAGUGGACCUGAGGCCCCGGGGCCCAGGCGGCAUGGCGGACCCCUACGCCCGCGUCAGCCUGUCCCCUGAGGCCGGGUGCAGGCACGAGACGAAGGUGCGCUGUGGUACCCUCUGCCCCACGUUCGAAGAGACCUGCUCCUUCCACGUCGCCCCCGUGGAGCUGCCCCGGACCGCCCUGCGGGUGCAGGUUCUAGACUACAAGCUCUUCUCCUAGCACGGGCUGCUGGGCGCGCUCAGCCUGCCGCUGGGCACCGUGGAUCCGCAGCCCGUCCUGGAGCUCUGGCACCCUCUGGGCCCGCCCAGCACUGCCGAGCCCGAGCAGUUGGGGGAGGUGUGCUUCUCGCUCCAGUACGUGCCCGGCUCGGGCCGGCUGACCGUGGUCGUGCUGGAGGCCCGAGGCCUGAGCCCGGUUCUGGCAGAGCCCUACGUGAAGGUCCAGCUUGUGCUGAGCCAGAGGAAGUGGAAGAAGAGAAAGACAUCUGCCAGGAAGGGCAUGGCCACCCCUUACUUCAACAAGACCGUCACCUUCCUUGUGCCUUUCAGCCAGAUCCAGAGCGUGGCUCUGGUGCUGGCCGUCUGGACCUGGGGCCCUCAGUUCCAGGCCAAGCCCGUAAGCAAGGUUCUGCUGGGCGCCCGGGCCUCUGGUCAACCCCCACAGCACUGGGCAGACAUGCUGGCCCAUGCCCGUCGGCAGCACCGCCUGCAGCCGGCCAGGGAGGUGGACCAGGCCCUGGCCUUGCAGCCCCACCUGCGCCUACCCUUGCCUGGCUCCUGA